CCAAGAAAGUUAAAGACGCUGCAGAUUUUUAGCCUGAAUGAUUGAGUUGUGCGACCAGGCUAAUCAUUUCUACAUUACAUCAUUUCUGAAAGAGUUUUAGGUUGGAUUCAGAUAGAAAGAAAAUCUCGUAAUUGUGUCAGUGUCUGCGGAUUUAAACUAAAGCGUCAUCCUGCUUCAAACCCUGAGACCUGUUAUGAGUUCAGCAGGAAGCAGACAGCACUCCUGCAGAAAGUCUCAGGAUGCUAAUCCUGCUCACUCACAGUUGUGUGAGGAUGUGAAAACAGAAACUUCAGAUGGGGGGAUGGAGGUCUGUGUGAAGAAAGAGGAGACGCUGGACCUGAACAUCUACAACCAUGGAGAUGAUUUCGACAACACACCUGAAGUUAUUGCCAUUAAAGAGGAAGAAGCUGACAAUGAAGACUACCUCUGUAAGACAUCAGGCCUCUGGAACUGUGAAGUUUGCAAAUCUUACUACUUCAACAAGUGUGAGGUUCACGGUCCUGCAGUCUUCAUCACUGAUACCCCUGUUCCCAUGGGGGUUACAGACCGAGCCAAACAAACUCUUCCUCCCGGACUAGAGAUUCGGAAGUCCAGUAUUCCAAAUGCAGGCCUGGGAGUGUUUAAUAAGGGGGAGACUGUUCCAGUUGGUGCACACUUUGGACCCUACCAGGGAGAGCUGGUAGACAGAGAAGAAGCUAUGAACAGUGGAUACUCCUGGGUGAUAGACAGAAGCGAGCAGUGUGAGGAACACAUAGAUGCCAAGAGAGAGCUGAAUGCUAACUGGAUGCGGUAUGUUAAUUGUACUCGUGAUGAAAUAGAGCAGAAUCUCGUGGCCUUUAAGUAUCGAGGGGGGAUUCUGUACCGUUGCUGUCGACCCAUCAAGCCAGGGCAGGAGCUCUUGGUGUGGUAUGGAGAGGAAUAUGCUAAAGAUCUUGGCCAGACGUUUGAUGAUCUCUGGAACAGAAAGUCCUCUGCAAAUGAAAUAAAGAAGGCACCAUUUCAACUUUUCUCCUGCUCAUUGUGUCCACUUUAUUAUACAUCUCAAAUUUACCUCAACAAACACAUCCAGAGCUAUCACUAUGAGGAGUAUAUGAGACAGCAGGAAUCAGGAGAACAUCAGAUGCCCACAAAAAGCUCCAGUAACAGUCAAACAUCUGGUAUUCUUAGUUUUAACACCUCUCAGAAAGAAAUGCAGAAGAAAAUUCACAUUUCCUCAGCUAGUGGAAACAGUUUUACUCAUCAGAGUACUCUCAAAACAUAUCGGUGCAGCCAAAUUGGUGAGAUGCUAUAUCACUGCUUACAGUGUGGAAAGAAUUUCAAUAAAAAGAGUAAUCUCCGAAAACACCAGCGCAUUCACACAGGAGAGAAGCCGUAUCACUGCUCACAAUGCGAAAAGAGUUUUAUUCAAAAAAGUGAUCUCCGGCAACACCAGCGAAUUCACACAGGAGAGAAGCCGUAUCACUGCUCACAGUGUGGAAAAAGUUUUACUCAUCAGAGUCAUCUCCAACUACACCAGCGCAUUCACACAGGAGAGAAACCAUAUCACUGUUCAGAGUGUGGAAAGCGUUUCAAUCAAAAGAGUAAUCUCCAUGUCCACCAACGCAUUCACACAGGAGAGAAGCCAUAUCACUGCUUACAGUGUGGAAAGAGUUUUACUCUACAGAGUCAUCUCCAUGUCCACCAGCGCAUUCACACAGGAGAGAAACCGUAUCACUGCUCACAGUGUGGGAAGAGCUUUACUCAUCAGAGUCAUCUCCAACGACAUCAACGUACUCACACAGGAGAGAAGCCGUAUCACUGCUCACAGUGUGAGAAGAGUUUUAACCAUCAGAGUCAUCUCCAACGACACCAGCGCACUCACACAGGAGAGAAACCGUAUCACUGCUCACACUGUGGGAAGAGUUUCUCUCAACAAAGUACUCUCCAACUACAUCAGCGCAUUCAUACAGGAGAGAAGCCAUAUCACUGCUUACAGUGUGGAAAAAGAUUUACUUAUUCACUUACGUUUAAAUCCCAUAAGUGCACCAACACAGAGGCAUUGAAUUAUUUGUCAAAUUGAAUAUGAUUAUCAUCACUUACUUGGUUUACAAUUGUCUGUGUAAACUGUAUUUUCCAUUUUAUUUAUCUUGACUUUCUGUGGAAGGCAAAGCAUGUCAUUUCAAAGAUUCAUGUUUUUAUUUUCAUGUUUACAUUUAAGUCAUAACAAAAAAUUCAUAAAUUCUGUGAUCAUUUAAGUGCAACAUUAUUUUCACUACAGUACACUCUACACAACGCAGCAUAACAGCAUUCGCACUAGCAAGCAAUAUGUCAGCUGACCAUGAAUUUUCUGUGCAUGCAUGUGCCAUGGAACCAUUGUUUUAACAUCAGUGGUGAGUGAUAAAGUGACAGUACAACUAGCAACAUGUGAAUUGAGAUUUUCUAAACUUGAUGUGAAUUAGGUAUGGCAGUAAAGUGACAAAUUCAAAUGAUUAACUCAAAUGGUUCCUUGGAACAAAUGUAUAGUGUGUAUGGUACAACUUUUUUUUUCUCUCCUCCAUUCUUCACUCACAACUGUUUUCACCUUGUCCUGUCAUAUAUAACUUAAAGCUUGAAAGGAAGUAGCAGAAAUAAUUGGUGACACUGGAGAGUGUCUGUAGCUAGUACAGUUAGUUUGUGCUGCUAAUAGUUGUCUUACUGCAUGACCCACUUUCACUUGAGGUUCAGUUCACGGAUGUAUGUCCCAACAUUUUCCUUUAUAAUUUACUCGUAAAAUUCGACUUUAUUGUUCUAUCAAUGAUGGCAAGCCAUCCUGGCACAGAUGCAGCAAACCAUGAUACUACCCCCACCAUGUUUCACAAAUGGGAUAAGGUUCUUAUGCUAGAAUGCAGUGUUUUCCAUGAAAUGCAUGUCCGGGUAUCUGUAUGUGCCCUUGCUGGCUGUUGAGCCGAGUCCUUCAUGAUGAAGGAUAAGUCUGAUGCUGAACUGAAGUACAUUUUUGCUGGAAUAAUCACACCUCCUAUACAUCAAAUCAGUGGAUGGCUCUUUUCCUUACCAGACUGGCAUGACCUGGAAGAGUCUAACCUUUCCUCCCAAUGACUAUACUUUUGAUACUGUGGCUAACAGCAGGAAAUGGGACAUAUAAAACUCGGAAUAAAAGCGUAUCUUUUAGCACAAAGUAUUAGGUAUAAUUAUAGAAAGAGUCAACAGCAAGCGUCAGCAGAAAUAACUAUUGUGCCAUUUUUAUGUAAUUACUAUGCACUUUGGGUGUUUGCAUCAUUGGAUUUAGCUGAAAUUAUAGAAAUUCAAAAUGGCUAGCAUACUAAUUAGGUGACUUAAUAUGCAAAUUAGGACAUUUGACUAAAAUUUAAAUCUACAACCUUCAAUGUGUUAUUGGACAAAGUUCCAUAGUUUGAAGAUAAUUAAUAAUAAUAAUAAUAAUAAUAAUGUGUUGGAUUUAGCCAAAAUUAUAGAAUUCAAAAUGGCUGUCAUUUUGUGCUAAUUAGGUAACUUAAUAUGCAAAUUUGGUAAUGUCAUUAAAUUGGAAAUUAAUUAAAUUCUACCUUCACUGUGCUAUUGCACAAAAUUCCAUGGUAUGAAGAGAGAUGAUGAUAAAGUUGUGGUUAUUUGCAGAAACCUCUGUAAAUACACAAAAAGGGGUUCCAUUUUGUGAUACAUGCAUGCAUAUAAAUGUACCAAGUCACAUUUCCACAGAAGCCUUCUGAUUGCUUACAUUUAAAUUAUAUCUCUUCAUCCAA
Neoarius graeffei (lesser salmon catfish) is the source of this 3734-nucleotide messenger RNA. RefSeq names its product histone-lysine N-methyltransferase PRDM9-like. The coding region runs from base 194 to 2059 and encodes 621 amino acids. The record is from RefSeq and is a predicted model, not a curated record. Lineage: Eukaryota; Metazoa; Chordata; Actinopteri; Siluriformes; Ariidae. Gene Ontology annotation, biological process: regulation of transcription by RNA polymerase II. The transcript has 7 exons. Gene Ontology annotation, cellular component: nucleus. Gene Ontology annotation, molecular function: DNA-binding transcription factor activity; RNA polymerase II cis-regulatory region sequence-specific DNA binding; protein binding.